ACCGAGGGAGGAUUGGAGUUAGAUCUAGAUUCUAGAUCUAGAUAGUAGAUUUUCUGGCAGUGUUACUCAAGUCACACUCAAGUCCAACUUCAAGUGACUCCAACUAAGAGUCUAACUAGUCUAAGUCACUAAGACUGACUAAGAGUAAGACUUAGUCUUUAGAAGUAAGUUAGUCACUAAAUCAAGACAAGUCUGAAGUCACUUAUUAGAUCUAGUCAGUUCUGACUUUCGCCACUUAUUAAUCUAAUUAGAUCUACUAGAGUCUAGAUCAAUACUUAUACUGUGCAGUUCCAGUGGACUAGAUGAUAGCUCUAAUCAUCUAAGUGAAUAGUGUGUCUAUCAUGUUGUUUUCUUUAUUGAAACAAGCUCUUCUGGCCUUGGUUUUAAUAGUUUCACUUGUUUGCACUAGUAAAGGCCAGCCACAAGGAAACAGAAUUGGUGAGGUUUACUAUGAAGAAGACUUGAUCACUCGCCUGCUUAGCCGCUAUGUGAAGGAGGCCAGACCAGUUCUUCAUCCCAACGAUGCUGUUUCUGUCUCUGUGAAAUUUUCAUUUGUUAGAAUAGAGGACUUGGAUGAAUCAACAGAUACAUUUUCAGCAUCUAUGUUCAUUGUUCAGAUGUGGAAUGAUCCUAGGCUGAAGUGGAAUAUCUCAGAGUUUGGUGGAGUGAGAAAUGUUCGUUUACCUGCUAAUAAGCUUUGGGUUCCAGAUCUUGUCCUUUAUAAUGUUGCUCACCGCAGCCCUCCACAAUCUCUCUACGAGGAGACGGUGACAGUCACGUCAGAUGGCAGCAUAGUCUGGGUGCCAAUGCUAACAUUGCACAGUACCUGCCCCAUGGACCUGAGAGACUUCCCUUAUGAUGUGCAGACCUGCAGUCUAGUCUUUGGCUCCUGGAUGCAUACAAGCUGGGAAAUGAAUGUCACUUUCAUCUCAAAGAAAACUGAAAUGGAUGUUGUGCUGAAUGAAGAGGACUCCUCCUAUCUGGUGCACCCACACCCUCAGUGGGAACUGGUCAACAAUAAAGCACAUGCCAAGCUGUCUUCCAAAAAGUAUGAGUGCUGUCCACAGCCUUUCACUUUAAUCACUGUCUCUGUUCAGCUGAAACGACGGCCUCAGUUCUACCGCUACCUCACUGUUGGACCAGCCGCCAUACUAGGUCUUUUGGUGCCAGUCAUUUAUCUUGUGCCUGCACCGCGUCAUGACAAAAUGUUGUUUGGUCUCUUGUUGCUGUUGUGUCUUACUGUUCUGUUGGCAAUUCUGCAACAGGCUAUACCCUUUGACCAUGGGUCCUUGCCAAAAAUAUGUUCAUUUUAUCUUGGAACCAUGAUACUAACUUGUAUGAGCAUCGUGACCUCUGUCAUAGUGACAAAUGUCAGCAUCAGAGGAGUGAGGCGCAAACCCUUACCUGCUUGGAUACAUGCUAUUUUUCUUGGGAGACGAAGCUUGCGUCGUCUGAUAUGCCUGGGGGAUUAUGGACCUAUCAAUAACCUUUAUGCUUCUGAGAUCCAAACUCAGAAUCAAGGCCUGCAGGAUGUUGAAAAUGUUAGUGAGCAACUUCUGCCCAACGUUGAAGAAGGAAACAGGGACAGAACUCUGGUUCAAAUCAGCAAGUAUAUUAAGUACAUUGUUGGCAAAAUGGCGGCUGACAUCUCCUACGAGAACAUCAACCAGGAGUGGGAAGAGCUUGGCCGAGUGAUUGACAGGUGUUUGUUUUUGGCAUUUUUUGCUCUCUACAUUUUUACAGCCUCAUCUUUGUUAUAAAAUUUUAUUAUAAAACAGAAUCUUCACCAAGAUGUUUCAACUACCUUUUUGCCUUUUCAUUGUAUUAUUAAUAGAGUUUGCUUCACAUUGUUUCAAAACACAAAAUAUGAAGCAUAAUUCUUUUUGCACCAGUAAUUUUUGAAGUUAUAAUUGAUACGUUUUUUUUUUGUUGUUUAUUUUAAAUAUGUGAAUAUCAUGACACUUUCUUUUUUAAAAUUUUCAUUGUAAAUGGGUUUUAGAAAAAGAAUUUUUGAAUAUUGGUCCAUUAAUUUGAUUUUGAGUUAUUCUUUUAAAAGAAAUAUAUUACGAACAUGUUAAGAAAUCAAAAACAUCUAUUUCUAAAUUGCAUCUGUACGUUUUUGUAGCUAAAUACUAUUCUUAAUUUCAUGUUAGAAAAUAUAUUUCAGAAUGUAGUGCUCAGAAGGUUGAAUGCACUAUCCACUAACUACUUGAAAGGGACUGUCUCACCUGAAAUGUAGUUUCUGUUAUUUUGUUAAACCUCAUCCUACAUAUUUUUCUUUAAACAUUAAUUAUUUACUUUUUGCUUGGUCACAAUAAAUGGUUGCAAGAUUUAAUGAAUAGACAUUAUUAAAGUGUAUUUCUUUAUUCUUCCAAAGCUGAUAAACCUGAAUACAUUUCAAUAGUAUCUUCCUGAAACAAUAUUAUGUUUUGUUUUACUUUAUCUCAAAAUUUCAUUUUGAGGACUUCAGUAUUAUUCUGCGGGCCUUUGUCACAAAUUGUAUAUUCAUUUUAUUUUAUUUUGUUGAGCCCACGUACGUUUCACUAUAGAUGUUAGUAGGUUGAAUUGGAUACUUUACUUUCUUCUAGCUCAGAUUUCAUUUGAUCAAGUUGCUACUGCUAUUUAGUAGAUACUUUUUUUUCCAGCUCUGAUAAAUUUUCAAGUACCAUUUGUUUACCAUAUUUUUGCGCACGUAACCCUUGGGUUAUAUUAAGUUUUUGCAAACGACUGAAAGCUGUUCAGGUUUUACAAAAUGUAUUUUUACUCAUGAACAGAACAUAACAGAAAAUAGGGAAAUAGCUAUGGGCCUUUAUACAUCCUCUAGUUGGCUGUGUGGUUGUGAAAUGUACAUUGGAAAGCUUUAUGAACAUCUCAUUAUAAACCUCAAAAUAUGAAAUAGUACUGAUGCGGAAGAGAAUCUUUAAUAUACCAAGUUUAUGGCAAGUCAUGCUUUUCAGAUGUGGGGUAUAUAAGGGUGUGGGUUGUUGGACUUUGACUUAUUUUGUAAUGUGUGUGGGGUAUGUUUUAUACAUGUGCGGGUUAUACUUGUGAAAAUAUGGUAUACUUUUUUUUUUAUACGUUGUACUUUGCUAACAAUAUACUCUUUUACUUAACAUUGAACAAAUUAGUUAAUUUAACUGAAAUAAUUAUUCAUUGUUGUCUCAAGAGGAAUGUAUUAUACCUUUGAGAAGAGUCAAACUUUAUGUAGAUAGCUAAAACAUCUUGUGAGAUUGUGCCUUGUUUGACCUAAUGAGAGUUAUUAUUAGAACUGUAAUUAUACAAGAGUGAUGCUGUUGGUUUUAUGUGACCAAAAUGCCUACAGCUGUCCACAUCACUGUGUGUCAUGUUUCAUUUCCUUGGUUUAAUCAGAGGAUUUUGGUAUUCAUCAAGUCUUGCCUGUACCCUUGGAGAAUUUGUGAAAACAUAAUGCUUAUUUAUCUUUAUGCUGUUAACUCAUUUGCCCACAGACACUUCCAUCUUUACAUGACCACUCUUUUUAAACUUCCAUCUUUACAUGACCACUCUUUCUAAACUUCAUCUUUACAUGACCACUCUGUUUAGCAAAUGUUUGCUAACAGCUUCAUUAAGUUUUCCUAUUUAAAACAACUCGCCUUACUUUUAUCUAACAGCAGACAACAGGAUUCUUUGAAAUUUUUUUACCAAUGGUCUCUCCCAUUUGGCUUUUUUUUUUUUAUCAAGUAUGGCCGGUCCCAGUAACCCAUCUGUCUUAAAAGGCAAAAAGUACAGUAGUUAGAAUCAGUUGGCUAAACUUAUUUGGAUACACUUUUGAGAUAUUUGUAUUUUUUUUUUUUACUGCCAGUAUAUUGUAUGUGAUUUUCUAUUUUUAAUAGAAAAUAAUGCUCCAACUGUCUAUUCUCCUUUGUGUAGAUAUAAAACUGGUUGUGAGACAUUGGCAUAAUACACAUAUAUGCUUUUUUUAAAUUUUACAUUUUGGUGGUAAUUUUUUAUAUUUACAAGUAAUUUUAGGUUUGUUUGUUGCUGUUUUUUUUUCAUCUAUACAAGUGUUAACCUGUCCAGAUAUUAUUUGUGUUCAGUUGAAAGUUUAAAACAUACUUAGUGUUAUGUACUACCUCAUUAUUUAUAGUUCAAAAGAAUUUUUUUGAUUACACAUGUCAGAACAUUGCCAAAGGAUGAAUGAUUUGACUUUGAAUAUAUUUUGUUCUGCAGCAUUAGUCUAAUUUGUUUUAAUACUGAACAAGUUGUGAUUCAUGGCUAAAUUUGGUGCUUCAGAACUUUUUUUGUAACAAAAAAGUUGUAAAUUAUAUAUUAUUACUUGUUAAAAUUUUUAAACAUUUUUAUUACCAUUAUUUUUGUUUGUUGUAAAUGUGUAAAUACAUAACUGUUUCUAUUUUGUACUCAAUGUUUACAUUUUUUGUGUAUAUACAUUUACAGAUCCUAUGUAAAGGCUAAAAAUUGAUCUAUUAUUUGUUCUUAUUGCAUGCUUCCAGUGUUGUCAGUGUGUUUCAUUUAAUGGUCUUGCAAGUCUUCUAACAGUUUCAUUUUAUAGUUUCAGAUGCUUCUAAUGAAUAAAACUGGUCAGACUAAUUUAAAUAUUUUUUUAAAUGUAUUUAACUGUUUGAUUUUGACCUUAGGUUUUAUUUUUUAAUGCUCAAUAAUUUCUAAAGUACUACAUCAACUGAUUUAAUUACAAGUUAAUUACAUGUAGUGCUUUACAAAACUGUUUAUUUUCUAUACAAUACUAUUAAUGCACACAUUUUCUUUAUUAAAUUGCUGACUGAUAAUGUGGUAUUCUUGUUGUAAAAAUUGUAUUCACUAGUUUAAAAUUAAAAUCCAAUCAUUUAACCACAAAAAAAAAAGACCUUAUUUUUUAGAUAGGCAUCCUUAAUAGAUGUGUAUUUUUUUUUACUGUUAAGUAUUAAUAUUUUGAAUGACAUUGAAGCAUGUGAGUAAAAACAAUUUUAACAAAUUAUGUAAAAAAUAUUUUUAAUAUAAAUAUUUAACUAUACAUACCACUGUCAAAUAAAUUUUAUGUAAAAACUAACUAUUGGUUGUAAACUGUUAAGGACUUAAAAGUAUGUUAACUUACUGAAAGCUUCACUUAUUUCAUUUAAAGUUUGCAAUAGUCAAAACAGAACUAAUGUUGAAGCUGCCAGAGAUCAAUACAUAAUCUCUUGCAAUAAUGUUUUUUGUUUAGCACCCAUCAAUCUGUAAAAGUAUUUUUACCAUAAAUCUCCACAACUUUAUAAUAUGAUUUGAAUAAAUAAUUGGCUACCGGGUAUAUAUUUUCUUUUUUAUUAGCUUAGUCCUAAUAAUACUCAUAUACUGUUGGAACUUCCAACUUACUUAAUUCUUCCUUAUUUGUUUGUAAAACCUGAACUGGAAUAUUAAUUAUGAAACAAAAUCUAAGCAUUGUUGUAACUGAACAUAGAUGUGAUAUGAUCAGGCAUUAUUUUUUUCUCUUUCUUGAGAUUUGAAAAUGUUUCCAACUCUGCAACUAAAGGUCAUUGUGCACUUUCCUGGUCACAGCUUUGAAGUUAUAAAAUUCUAGUUCAUGAAAAAAUAGUAAUCUAAAUUGGUGGUAUUAUUUUACUGCUCUAGUCUGAGUAGCAUACAAAUAAAAAUUUGCCACCUCAGCUGUUAAUAUUGUGUCACUUUCAAAACCGCCCUGUCACAGCCCAAAUAUGUUCUGUCUACAUCAGUGUCCAGGUGCAUUUUUCUUAUUUCAGUCUGGGUUUAAGUAAGGGAUUUAAAGCAUUACUGAUUCUUUACAUUUAAUAAUGCUGUUGUUUUUUUUUUAAAUUAUCUGACCAGUUACUUAAUUUUUAGCGAAUUACUAAAACACAGGCAUCCAAACUUAGAUGACUAAUGUACUGACUAAUAUGAAUGUUAUUUCAAUGAGAUGUUUUUGUAUUUUACAUUAGGAAGAAAUAAAAAAGAGUAUCAUUUUGUAAUGACUUUGUUAGACUGAUUUCUGCCUGUGUGAACUGAAUCUGGUGUGUAGUUCCGUAGAUAUAAAAGUAUACUAUAUACAUCUAUGGUAUUACUGUGUCUUGACUGUGCAGCAACACUUUGUAGACUAAUUAUGACUGAACUGCUUGGACUCAUUAUUGAAUGAAAAGACACAAGUUGCAGGUUGCAUCUAGUUUAAUGGUAGAGAAUAGAAUACAAAGAAAACUACACUGGCACAAGGACCAGGAGACAGACUUAUUCUUUAUCUCUCUCUCUUUUUUUUUUUAUUUAAAUGAAACAAAUAUUUGUUUUGUGUUUUCAUGGUAAUGCCUCAAUAAAAUUCUGGUCUGGCUUUCUUAAAAAUUUGAUUUGACAGGAAAGUUAAAAGAGGAAUUAAAAAGUAAUAUCCAAAGUCAGUAGAUUUAUCAGCACAUAUUAAUUGCAUUUUAUUACCAUGAACAGCCCAAAGUGGACAAGAAAAUAGAACAAGACUAAUCAAAUGUUAUACAAAUCCAUUUAUUUACAAGUUGACAUUACACACAAUGUCAAAAACAAACACAAAAACUUUUUUCUUUAGGUCAGUGCUUUCGUUCAAAUAACUAUGAAGUUUAACCAACUAACCUAACCCCCCCAUUGUUUUUGUUUAGCAUGUAAAUAGUGGUGGGGUGUUUGAUGGAGAAGAUUGAAAUAAAAUUAUGAACAAAAAAAAAA
Messenger RNA from Biomphalaria glabrata, 6642 nucleotides. Its product is annotated as neuronal acetylcholine receptor subunit beta-3-like. Gene Ontology annotation, cellular component: membrane; neuron projection; synapse. Lineage: Eukaryota; Metazoa; Mollusca; Gastropoda; Planorbidae. Gene Ontology annotation, molecular function: extracellular ligand-gated monoatomic ion channel activity; transmembrane signaling receptor activity; neurotransmitter receptor activity. The record is from RefSeq and is a predicted model, not a curated record. The coding region runs from base 342 to 1760 and encodes 472 amino acids. The transcript has 11 exons. Gene Ontology annotation, biological process: regulation of membrane potential; chemical synaptic transmission; signal transduction.